Messenger RNA from Lasiosphaeria miniovina, 564 nucleotides. RefSeq lists its product as uncharacterized. The transcript is spliced from 2 exons. The record is from RefSeq and is a predicted model, not a curated record. The coding region runs from base 1 to 564 and encodes 187 amino acids. Lineage: Eukaryota; Fungi; Ascomycota; Sordariomycetes; Sordariales; Lasiosphaeriaceae.
AUGGCCAAACGAGAGGAAUUCCUCCUAGACGGCAAUGACGAUCUCCGCAUGGUCGUUCUAGGGCGCGAAUUCGUUGUUUGCUCCCGAGCCGUCUCCCGCGCAAGCCCCGUCUUCAGUUGCAUGCUGAACGGCAGCUGGGCUGAGGCUCGCCCCAGCGACCCUUCCAAGGCUUGGAUAGUGGACUUGCCCGACGACGAUGCCGAAGCUGCGACGGUGCUGCUGGCCGUCGCCCAUUCCCGUCUCGACCUCGUCCCCGCCCUCCCACAUUUGUACCGCCUCCACCAAAUCCUCGUCUUUUCUGACAAAUACGACAUGACAAAGAGUCUUCGGCCGUGGGCCAUUAGUAGUACCGGAUCGGUCAAAGACCCGUUUUGCGCCAUCAUCGGGGUGGCCUGGGAGCUCGGCGCCCCGGAGGGGCUUCGCGCGAUUGCAACCCACAUGCAGUUCCAUUGCGACUUGAACUGCUCCGGCCGGCUGGCCAUGCCCAUGACGGGAUAUCCUGUUGAGCCGACACCAGAGAUGCCUCUCAUGCCACCUAUGCUCCUGAGUAAGCAUUUGUGUUGA